AUGCUCUUCGGAACAGCCACAGUUUUUGUUUCUCUCCUCCUGCCAUCACUUGGCUUAGCUCUUCCGCGACCCCAACUCGCCGAUGAUGCCUUGGCCACGUUUGUGAAAAGGGCAACACCCGUUGCAGCCUUAGAGGCAGGCUUUGCUGAGAUCGAAGCUAGCAAAACAGAAGUCUCCAUUGCAGCAGUGGCGUCGGUCCGCAAUGAUCUCACCGAUGGCGGCUGCGAUGACAUUAUCGUCAUCUUUGCUCGCGGGACAUCUGGCGAGGGAAACGUUGGAGUCGCAACCUCAGUCGGUCCAAUCUUUUUCGGAAACUUGUCGGCCGCUGAGCCGGGAAGAGUCAUUGUGCAGGGGGUCAAUGACUACCCAGCUACUGUCCUGGGAUAUCUGGGAGGGGGAUCUGACGAGGGCGCUGAAUACAUGGCGGAAAUGGUCACACUGGCUUCCACACAGUGCCCUGGUUCUAAAGUUGUCCUUUCUGGCUUCAGUCAAGGUGCGCAAGUUACGCAUAAGGCAGGAAAGCUUAUCCCAGCAAACCUCUACUCAACUGUUGCGGCAAUCGUGCUUUUUGGCGACCCAGACAAUGGCGACGCGUUCCCUGGUACUCUGAACAAUAAUGUUAAGACUUUCUGCCACGAUGGUGAUUACAUUUGCGAUGGACUACCGAUCAUCACGGAUCAACACGGUAACUAUGCGAACGAUGCACCGGCGGCUGCGGCAUAUGUUGCUGCCAGGGUUUAA
Messenger RNA from Morchella sextelata, 741 nucleotides. RefSeq lists its product as uncharacterized. Gene Ontology annotation, cellular component: extracellular region. The transcript has 2 exons. The coding region runs from base 1 to 741 and encodes 246 amino acids. Gene Ontology annotation, biological process: carbohydrate catabolic process. Gene Ontology annotation, molecular function: cutinase activity. NCBI's taxonomy places the organism in Eukaryota, Fungi, Ascomycota, Pezizomycetes, Pezizales, Morchellaceae. The record is from RefSeq and is a predicted model, not a curated record.